AUGGGCACGCGCAGGUCCUACGCGCUGGUGGACACCACGCCGGCCAAGACCAUCCUGGUGUACCGCAACGGGGACCAGUUCUACGUGGGCCGCAAGUUCGUGUUCUUGAGGCACCGCGUGGCCAACUUCGAGGCACUGCUGGAGCAGCUGACCGAGCAGGUGGAUGUGCCCUUCGGCGUGCGGCGCAUCUACACGCCCACAUGUGGCCACCGGGUGCUCGAGCUGGAUGCGCUGCAGGCAGGGGGCAAGUACGUGGCUGCAGGCCGCGAGCGCUUCAAGAAGCUCGAUUAUAUUCAUAUAGUUCCCAGAAAACCUUCAAAGAUGAGAAAGUUGAAGGAAAUCAAGCCGGUGGUACAUUGUGAUAUCAACGUGCCUUCCAGGUGGCAAACACUGAACCGGACAUUCAGACAUAUAAAUGUUUUCACAAAUGGAAGAUUAUUUAUCCCACCUAUAAAGAUCAUUAUACCCAAAUUCAGCCUCUCAGAUUGGAAUAGUGUGCUGGCCAUGGUUGGAGAAAAAGUCUUCCCUCUAGGAGGCGUUCGAAAAUUAUAUACCAUGGAUGGACAUCUUUUGGACAACUCAAAUGAUUUGCAAGACAAUUAUUUUUAUGUUGCCGCCGGGCUGGAGACCUUCAAAUCUGUUCCUUACUGGAGGUCCUCACGUGUCCCCAGUGAGGUUCAGCAGAGGUAUGGGAACACUGAGAAACACCCCCCCCAAAAGAAAAAAGUGGAGUCCAAAGGAAAAGAACCUCCCCCACAUAACAAUCUGCCAUUUAAAAACCAGGAUUCUGUUUAUUAUGCCAAAGAGAAGGAAAAGAUGUCAGAGGGAACUUUAAUCCAAAGUGGUGCAGAAGGCGAUGUGUAUAAAGCACAGACUCCUGCCAAGGAGACACAGGAGGCGCUGGACAUCAGGGAGGACCCGGAGGUGAAGGUGGAGGUACCUGUGGACCAGGCACCAGCUGAAAUUGUUAAGGAAGUCGAUGAAAUGCAACCCUGA
Nannospalax galili (Upper Galilee mountains blind mole rat) is the source of this 996-nucleotide messenger RNA. RefSeq names its product doublecortin domain containing 2C (gene Dcdc2c). The coding region runs from base 1 to 996 and encodes 331 amino acids. Gene Ontology annotation, cellular component: microtubule; microtubule organizing center. Lineage: Eukaryota; Metazoa; Chordata; Mammalia; Rodentia; Spalacidae. The transcript has 9 exons. The record is from RefSeq and is a predicted model, not a curated record. Gene Ontology annotation, biological process: intracellular signal transduction.